ACACGCAAUGCAAUAAAGAAACACACUGGUGUUAGCAAUGAGAGACACCAUUCAGAUUUAUUCUUUUAUGCCCUGCUCCUCUGCUUUAUUUACUCUAAAAAAUAAGAAAAGUAAUAUAGUUAAGAAGACCAAGCGCGUCAUUUCUUCACAUAUUUUUUUUCACUGCAACUUUGAACCAGGGCGGGAGACAGAGACGCCUUUAUGAGCGCGUGGGUGACAACCUUUGAUUUGAGACUUUUGGCACUACCACGAGGAAAGCCGGUGACAUUUCCUCAGGAUAAGACACAAAACAACCUUAUAUCAUAUGUGCAUAAAAUCUUUGACUUCUAAGGAACUCAAUAACACAGAGCUGGUGAGUUUUGAAGUGCGUUCCCCGCCUGUCGCACUGAGUUACAGCAGGCAGUGACAAGUUUUAUUCGGGCUUUUGAAGUCUCAUAAUCGCGGCGUACAGUCUGAUGUCUGCCGGGACCUCUACAACACCGAGCUGCCGCAAUGUCAACCGGAGCAGGAAAGAGACUAGAAGCCCGGGUGGGAAAGUUGGAGUCACUGAUCAAGGACCAACAAUCACCGUUGAAUUUGGAGAGUUUACUGGAUUCAGUAACUGCUCUGGCCCUUGAUCUAAACCAUCCUGCACUGAGAAAGAACAAAAACAUAGACGCCUUCUUAAACCGAUAUGAAAAGGCAGUGGGCCACCUCAGGGAAUUACAGGUUAAGCUGGAUGAUUUUGACAGAGUCAGGCUGAUUGGUCGUGGAGCUUUUGGCGCAGUGCAGCUGGUACGACAUAAAGCCUCUCAACAAGUUUAUGCCAUGAAGCAGCUCAGCAAGUUUGAGAUGGUCAAACGCUCUGACUCUGCCUUCUUUUGGGAGGAGCGUGACAUCAUGGCAUUCUCUAAGAGUCCUUGGAUAGUGCAGCUGUGCUGUGCGUUCCAAGAUGAGAAGCACCUAUAUUUGGUGAUGGAGUUCAUGCCUGGUGGAGACCUGGUGACUCUGACCAGCAACUAUGACAUCCCAGAGGAGUGGGCUAGGUUCUACACGGCAGAAGUGGUGCUUGCACUGGACGCUAUCCAUUCUCUGGGCUUCAUCCAUAGAGACAUCAAACCAGACAACAUGCUGCUAGACCGCAACGGGCACCUUAAACUCGCUGACUUUGGAACAUGCAUGAAGAUGGACUCGACUGGUAUGGUCCGCUGUGACACCGCUGUCGGAACUCCUGAUUACAUUUCACCAGAGGUUCUGAUGUCACAAGGAGGGACUGGUUACUACGGCCGUGAGUGUGACUGGUGGUCUGUGGGUGUUUUCAUAUAUGAGCUGCUAGUCGGUGACACACCGUUUUAUGCCGAGUCCCUGGUGGGCACCUACGGAAAGAUCAUGGAUCAUAAAAACAGCUUGACUUUUCCAGAUGACAUUGAAAUAUCUAAGGAUGCUGAAGACCUCAUCUGUGCCUUUCUGACUGACAGGGAGGUGAGGCUUGGCCGGACCGGAGUGGAUGAAAUAAAAUGUCACCCCUUCUUCAAGAACAACCAGUGGACCUUCGACACCAUACGAGACACCAUGGCUCCAGUGGUGCCGGAGCUGAGCAGUGAUAUUGACACCAGUAACUUUGAUGAUGAUAUAAAGGAUGAUCCAGGAGGCACCGAGACCUUCCCCCCUCCCCGUGCCUUUGCAGGAAAUCAGCUUCCGUUUGUGGGCUUCACCUAUUUCAGGGAGGAUCAACUGUUAACCCACAAACAUAACAGUUCAGAGGAGAAGACUAAAAGCUGCACUGAUAGUUUCAUAAAGGAGCAUGGUUUAUACCAAUCUGAGUCCAAUGAUCUGCAAAGGAAGCUGAUUAAGCUGGAAGAAAAAAUCAAACAUGAGAUGCAGACAAAGGAGGAACUGGAGAAUAAAUGCCGAACAGCAAAUCAGCAACUGGAAAAGUUGUCAAAAGAGCUUGAAGAAGAGAUGAAUGCCAGACAGAAGGUGGAAGACUCUCUGAGGGCACUGAAGAGAGAGGAAGCCUUGCUGAAACACCAGCGCUCAGAGAGUGUAAGAAAGGCCGGUCUGGAGACAGAUAGAAAGCGUGUUCUUGAGAAUGAGGUGGGUAGCCUGAGAGAGCAGUUAGCCGAGCUGAAGAAGAAGAACCAGAAUGCUCAUCUCUCCACCGAGAAGAACAUUCACCUGGAGAGGCAGUUGGAGGAGGUAAAUGCUAAGCUUCAGGCUGAGGUAGAGGAGUUGGAGAGGCUAAAGAAGGCCCAGGAUGAGGCAUUGAGACAGUCCCAGCAGCUGGAGAUCUCUCUCAAGGAGCUUCAGGAGCGUCUGGCCCAGAUGGAGAGCAUCAAGUUGGGUCUGGAACAGGACAAACUGAGCCUGCAAACCUCACUGGAGGUGGAGAAGCGAGAGAGAAGUCUGGGCUCUGAAACCAUCAGUGACCUACAGGGUCGUGUUUGUGGACUGGAGGAAGAAUUAAAGCACAUGAAGAAUUCUCUCUCAAAAGCUGAAGCAGAGAAAAGACAGGUACAGGAGGAUCUUACUGCCCUGGAAAAGGAGAAGAGCAAGCAGGAGAUUGAUUUCUCCUUUAAAUUGAAAGCUGUUCAGCAGAAUCUGGAGCAGGAAGAGGCAGAGCAUAAAGCCACUAAAGCCCGAUUGGCUGACAACAACACAAUCAACCAAUCCAUUGAGGAGGCCAAGUCUGAGGCCCUCAAAGAUAUGGAGCAUAAGCUGCUGGAAGAACGAUCUGCAAAGCACCAGUUGGAAAGCAGACUGAUGCAGUUGGAAAAGGAAAACACAAUAUUAGACUGUGAUUACAAACUAGCCAAACACGAGCUUCAGGAGCUCCGAUCACUCAAAGAAAAAUUCACUGAGGAGGUGGAGGUGUUGAGUGUGCGGGUACAGCAGGAGACUCAGAAGAAGACUCUGUUUCAGUCUGAUAUGAAAGUGCAGAGGCAGGAGAUCAGCACCCUGCGCUCCUCUGAGAAACAGCUCAAACAAGAACUCAACCAUCUACUGGAGCUCAAACUCAAUCUGGACAAACAUAAUCAGGAGCUGCUCAGGGAGCGAGAAGAAGUGGAUGUACAGCUAAAAGAGUUGAAGGAUCAAUUGGAAGCAGAGCAAUAUUUCACCAAACUGUAUAAAACUCAGAUUCGAGAGCUGAAGGAGGAGAGUGAUGAAAAGACUAAACUCUACAAAGAUGCUCAGCAGAGACUGCUGGAUCUGCAGGAAGAGAGGGACUCAUUAGCAGAACAGCUGGAGGAGAGUCUGACGAAGGUUGACUCUGAGCAGUUGGCGCGCUCCAUCGCUGAGGAACAGUACUCCGAGCUGGAGAAAGAAAAGAUCAUGAAGGAGCUGGAGAUCAAAGACGUGAUCGCCAGACAUCAGCAGGAACUUGGCGAGAAGGACAGUACCAUCAGCUCGCUGGAGGAGUCUAACCGCACACUGACUGUGGAUGUUGCCAACCUGGCCAGUGAGAAAGAGGAGCUCAACAAUAAGCUCAAACAUCUACAUCAACAGCUGGAGAAGGCCAGAGAAGAUGAAAAACAGAUGAAAGAUUUGAAGCUGUUCUUUGAGAAGCAGAUCCAAUCUGAGAGAACCCUCAAAAUACAGGCUGUAAACAAGCUGGCGGAGGUUAUGAAGAAGACGGGUGACAGGCCACGGCAAGGCAUCGAUACUGACAUCCGCAGGAAGGAGAAAGAGAACAGACAGCUGCAGUUGCAGCUACGUACUGAGAAAGAAAAACUCAACAAUGUUAUGAUCAAAUACCAGAAGGAAGUCAAUGAAAUGCAGGCUAUGAUAGCAGAAGAAUCUCAGGUGCAGCUGGAGCUGCAGAUGGCUCUGGACAGUAAAGACAGUGAUAUUGAGCGUCUGCGCUGCCAGCUCACUUCUCUCAACAUCCACUCUCUGGACACCACCAGCAUCAGCAGUACUGGCAACGACCUGGAGCAGGAUGGCAAUUAUCCAGUCCGCAUCACACACUCUCACACCUCAGAGUCUAUGUCCUUCACGUACCAGCGAAGCUCCAAGUCACUGUGUAUUGAUACCCGGCCAUGCCAGAUUGCCCCUCUGUUCCCCUCUGACUCAGAGGAAGAGGAGGAUGAGGAAGAACAUUGUGGGCCAAGGCCCGCCCUCACAUAUGAGAGGCCCACUGACCAAAAGCCUGCAGAUGCUAGUCUAGAGGGAUGGCUCUCAUUGCCUACCAAGAACACCAAAAGACUUGGCUGGGAUAAGAAGUAUGUGGUGGUAAGCAGCAAGAAGAUCCUGUUUUAUGAGUCAGAGCAGAACAGAGAGCAAUCCAGCCCAUUCAUGAUUCUGGACAUAGACAAACUCUUUCACGUGAGACCUGUCACUCAGACAGACGUGUACCGCGCAGAUCCCAAAGAAAUCCCACGGAUUUUCCAGAUACUAUAUGCUAAUGAGGGAGAGAGCAAGAAAGAGGAAGUUGCUGUGGAACCAUUAUCGGCAGCUGAAAGGUCGUCGUUUAUCCCACACAAAGGUCACGAGUUUGUGCCCACGCUCUACCACUUUCCCUCCAGCUGUGAAGCCUGUCCAAGGCCUCUGUGGCAUGUCUUCAGGCCCCCACCAGCCUUGGAGUGCAGGCGCUGCCGUGUCAAAUGCCAUAAAGAUCACAUAGAUCGAAAGGAAGAGGUCCUUGCUCCUUGCAGAGUAAACUAUGACAUGUCAACGGCGAAAGACCUCCUGCUGCUUGCCAGCUCCACAGAAGAGCAGCAGAAAUGGGUCAGCCGCUUGCUCAAGCGGGUCCCAAGAAAACCUGUAGCCCACACCCCAAUUCUAGCUAUAUCUCCUCCCCCUUUCGAGGGAUCUCCUCCACCUGGGCUGUCCCCUCAACCCUCUCCUCACCUGUCCCCCCGUUCCUCCCCCAGCAUGUCCCACAGAGGAGCCAUCAAAGUGCAUUCCACCCGACAGCAGCACUCACCCAGCACCAGAUAUCUUGAGUUGGGCCUGAAGGACUGGGGUUGGUCUCUUGAGGUUGAAAUGGAUGAUGACGAUGUAUUAGACUUCUGAAGAGUUGAGAGUUUGUGGGGAAACCACAGUGGUGCCUUAGCAUGUGUUGUGUGUGGUUUUCAAGCAGGUUUAUUUUGUAUUGUAUUAGUAGUGUGCUUAUGUUUUGUUCCCACUGUAAUGAACUAAAACUAGGGUGCAAGUUUUACUCGUGGAUGUGUUUGUGCACUAAUAAAAGUGGACUUGUAUGUGCAUGUUUGGCUGAAUUAAGGACCUUUGGCUUUGUUUAGUUGAAAGGGAUGUAUUUGCUGUUGUUUACUGCUGCAUGUGGUAGAAUAUGAAAUGUGAUGUGUAUGCCAUAUUUAAUUCUUAGAUUUUUUUUAUACCUGCUCAUUAAACAUUGACUUCAACUCCCUCUCUCACUCUCCCUCCAUCUUUUUUUUUCUCUCUCUCUCUCUCUCACCUUAAUUUCAGUUAACCUUGGUGAAGUCCGGAUAGGUGAUUAUCCAUCUGGGAACGAUUACAUCACAGAAGAAAAUGACAUACUGUUCAUUUUGGCAAAUGGCAGGAUGUCCAAAUGCCAAACAAGUACAAAUGAUUGAGGGGCCUUAUAUGGCUUGUGCAUUAUUAAAUAUAUCACCUAAAGGGUGUGGUUUAAUUUUAAUUUUAUGUCAUUUAAAUUUCUUCCUAAACAUGAUAUUCUUUAAAGUAACUUUUUAAAGUAAAACCAUUUUAAAGUUUAGAGGUUACUUUUAUCUCCAAACAAGGUUGUCAGUAUGUGUGUGUGUGCGUGCCUGCGUGUGUGUGUGUGUGUGUGUGUGUGUGUGUGUGUGUGUGCGCCCUUGUGUGCGUGUUUGAAGCAGAAUAUAUACUUUAGCUCCACAAUUAUAUGAUAAUCAAGUAUUAUAUAUAUUUUGUUUUGUUUGAAAAAAAAAAAAAAAAGACAGAUAUUUAGUGGCACAAAUUAUAUUUUUAUCAUUCAUUAUAUGAAAAAAUACUUUAUGCAAAAUGCUUUUCAAAGAGCCAUUAGAAAGCAUUAAUUAGCUGUUUGCCAGAAAUAUCUGCUCAAAAUAUAGCAUAUGCAUUGAAGACAUAUCAUUAUUGAUAUGACAUGAUGCAAAAAUGCAAUCCAUAUAACAUUUUAACAUUUCAUUAUACUCUGCUACAAAAAAAAAAACAAAAAAAAAAAAAGACUUUUGUGUUUGCAUAGUGGAAUAUGAAGACCUCCAAACCAUUUUCUGUGUUUUAUCUAAGCAAUAAAAUGUACAGAUAAUUGCCACUGACAAACUAUUGAGACAUGUUGUGAAAUUGUUAAUAAAAGUUUAUUUGAUGGUAAA
Molecule: messenger RNA, 6269 nt
Organism: Myxocyprinus asiaticus (Chinese sucker)
Lineage: Eukaryota; Metazoa; Chordata; Actinopteri; Cypriniformes; Catostomidae
Product: rho-associated protein kinase 2-like
Exons: 33
Coding region: 493-4995 (1500 amino acids)
Biological process (GO): positive regulation of centrosome duplication; regulation of actin cytoskeleton organization; regulation of cell junction assembly
Cellular component (GO): centrosome; cytoskeleton; cytoplasm
Molecular function (GO): ATP binding; Rho-dependent protein serine/threonine kinase activity; small GTPase binding
Source: RefSeq, a predicted model, not a curated record